Panicum virgatum (switchgrass) is the source of this 985-nucleotide messenger RNA. RefSeq lists its product as uncharacterized. NCBI's taxonomy places the organism in Eukaryota, Viridiplantae, Streptophyta, Magnoliopsida, Poales, Poaceae. The record is from RefSeq and is a predicted model, not a curated record. The transcript has 3 exons. Bases 135 to 764 code for a protein of 209 amino acids.
UGCAGUACUCGCCCUCGCUUCGGCGUGCUCUGCGAUUCCCAGGCGACCUCGGCGGCGGCGCCGCUCCGGCGUUGUCUACCCGACGGCUGGCUGAAAACUGCUACCUUGGUUUUGCCAGCAAGUCGUAGAACAAAAUGGAGGAAAUCAAUGGUGCUUCUGUUCAUGAUAUGGCUCUCGCUAUGGUUGCUUAUCCUGUUGUUCAUGCUGAUGACACUGCUGGAGUUCCAGUCCCCGUACAGACACUAAUGCAAUCUUUCUGGACAUCCUGUGAUAAGUGUGGAUUCCAAUUUGAAUAUGAACUUAAAUAUUUAGAUCACUUAAUGAAGUGCCGAAUGUGUUAUAAUGCAUUUGUGGCAAAGGAGACGGUUGGUCGUGCCCAUAGAAAGAAUAAAUCUGUUGUUCACAAAGGCAAGGUUUCAGGAAAACGAUUGCUGGCUCUUCCGCCUACAGAGAGUAGUGCAAGUGUUCCUGAGAGUUUUCAUCCAAUAGAAGGUCACCUGGUUAAGUCACCUGGUGCUGACUACAAGGCUGCAGAAGAUGACUGUUUUGAAAACCCAGCAGAGCCUCAAGGAAUACCAAAGGAAGCUUCUCCUGAAGCCGUUGUUGCAGAACUAAAAAGAAUACCAGACUUGUCCCGUGAUGAUUUCCUCAAGGCAUUCAAUAUACUUAGGCGCAAUGUUUUUGAGUUCAGAAUACUUGUAGCAUUUCCUAUGAACUUAAAGAAGAAAUGGCUACUAAAGGAAAUCAAGAAGCGAAACUGCUAACAUGCUAUAAUGAUAACGAUGGAGCAGCAUAUGAUGCAUGAUACUUUUUCUAUAUCAUUGGUACUGUUUAGCGACUUAGUUCGAUGUUGUAAUCAGCUGUUCUGGAUUUUUACCUUUUGAUUUUUCUAGCCGGAAUUUAUAUUUCUUGGACAGAAUUUAUCCUUCCAUUACUAUGUGUACUUUAAUUUAAUAUGUUAGUUUGUUCAUAUCUACUAGGCUGA